Molecule: messenger RNA, 6421 nt
Organism: Annulohypoxylon truncatum
Lineage: Eukaryota; Fungi; Ascomycota; Sordariomycetes; Xylariales; Hypoxylaceae
Product: Sec63-domain-containing protein
Exons: 1
Coding region: 210-6197 (1995 amino acids)
Molecular function (GO): nucleic acid binding; ATP binding; ATP hydrolysis activity
Source: RefSeq, a predicted model, not a curated record
GUUGCAACUUGGUAGUCAUCGGCGUAAUAGUCAUCAAUCCUCACCUUUUUUCCCAAUUUUGUGAUUAUGGGCAUAUAAAUUUCAAGGGUAAAUCGCCUAUCAUCACAAAGCUCUGAGAGACACGUAUGCCUCCUUUCACCUCAAAUUUAUAAAUCAACGAUUGUCUCAUUUGUUUGACUCAUCUUAACCUAUCGGUCAUCCCUUGCAAAAUGUCGCCAUUUAUGAGCGAGGCGGAAGCACAAUGGCGCGAACAGUUUGCCGCUAUGAAGGCUGCUCUAGCAGACCUAAAAUUGCCAGGAAAGAAUCGAUCCAUUGAAGCUGAGCUUAACCUAGACUUUGACCUGGACGAUGAGGACCUCACUUCCGGAAAUAGCGGUGACGAUGUCUGGGAUUUCAUAGAAGAUAGCGAAGAAGACUUGUACAGUAGCGAUCUCAUCGAAGAAGCCAAUGGUCAACCCGAUGGCGGCAGCUAUGGGCCAGCUUGGUUUUCACAACAAUGCUCCAUUAUUGCCUCUAAGAAAAACGGAUUAUCUUCCGACGCAUUUCAAGCUCAAGUUCUCGAUGUAUUGAACUCUCAACGGUCCGAGGAUGAACUACAGUCUCAACUCACUGAUAUCGUCGGUUUUGAUGAUUUCGACUUUAUCAUUGAACUGUUAUCUCAUAGACAUGAAGUAACUUCAAGUUUCGCUGCUCAGGAAGCAAGUAGGCCUACUGGCCGACUUUUGACUAAAGCUGAGAGAGAUGAAGCUCUUCGCCGAAAGGAUCUGGAGCAUAAAAAUGCUACUCUGGCCCCUAGUAUGCAUAAAGAGGUACAAUAUCCUCAUAUCUACAAGGCAUAUAAUGCUGGCAACACCUUAAGUCAUACGGGAGCCCAAUACGGUAUGCCUGUUGGUACUGAAAGAAAGGAGAGGGAGAAGUAUGAGGAGUUUAUUGUCCCGGCAGGGAAAACUGGCACACUUCUCCCCGGCCAUAAGCUUGUCAAUAUCGCCGACAUGGAUGGACUCUGUCGAAGAACAUUCAAAGGCUACAAGUCAUUGAACAGGAUGCAAAGUCUAGUAUAUCCGGUGGCAUACAAGUCCAGCGAGAACAUGUUAAUCUGUGCCCCUACUGGUGCGGGUAAGACAGAUGCAGCUAUGCUAACAAUUUUACAAACAAUUGGUCAAUAUGUAACACCCAACCCUAUCGAGAACACGGAUGCAACGGAUUUUGGCGUCGAUACCCAAGACUUCAAAAUCGUAUACGUUGCUCCGAUGAAGGCGCUGGCUGCCGAAAUCACCCAGAAGUUAGGGAAGCGUCUUGCGUGGCUUGGUAUUCAAUGCCGCGAGUAUACGGGGGAUAUGCACCUUACCAAAUCCGAAAUUGUGCAAACGCAGAUCAUUGUUACCACGCCCGAAAAAUGGGAUGUGGUCACCAGGAAGGGUACUGGGGACACUGAGCUUGUGCAGAAAGUUAGGUUGCUCAUCAUUGAUGAAGUCCAUAUGCUUCAUGAUGAGCGAGGUGCUGUGUUGGAGUCUUUGGUCGCACGAACGGAACGUCAAGUUGAGAGCACGCAGUCCCUAAUCCGUAUUGUUGGGCUCAGUGCCACCCUUCCAAACUAUAUCGACGUUGCCGACUUCCUCAAGGUCAACAGAUAUGCUGGGCUUUUCUACUUUGAUGGCUCCUUCCGCCCAGUUCCCCUCGAACAACACUUCAUUGGAGUCAGGGGUAAAGCCGGUUCAAAAGUGUCUAGAGAGAAUCUUGACAUAGUAGCCUAUGAAAAAGUCCAGGACAUGCUAGAGCAAGACCAUCAAAUCAUGGUGUUCGUUCACUCCAGAAGAGACACGCUUCUCACUGCUAAGAUGCUUUAUCAGAAAGCUGCUGACCAAGCGGCGACUGACCUCUUCGAUCCAGCAGGACAUCCAUAUUAUGAGCAGGCUAUCAGAGACAUGAAGUCUUCAAAAGCACGUGAGCUUAGGGACCUCUUGCCAAAAGGGCUGGGUAUACACCAUGCUGGAUUAACCCGCUCGGAUAGAAACCUUAUGGAAAAUCUGUUCUCCAAAGGUGUCAUCAAGGUCCUUUGCUGUACAGCUACCCUCGCGUGGGGUGUCAACUUACCGGCUGCCGCAGUCAUUAUCAAAGGGACACAAGUCUAUAGUGCUCAAGAUGGAAAAUUCGUAGACCUGGGUAUUCUCGAUGUGCUUCAAAUAUUUGGUCGUGCUGGACGACCACAGUUUGAGGAUGUGGGCAUCGGCAUGAUCUGCACAACCCACGACAGGCUAGCACAUUAUCGACAAUCAGUUACUGCGCAGCAACCUAUCGAGUCGAGAUUCUCUUCGAAAUUAGUCGAUAAUUUGAACGCCGAAAUUGCGCUAGGCACUGUGACUUCUAUCCCAGAAGCUGUGCAAUGGAUCGGUUACUCUUACCUAUUCGUUCGUAUGCAGAGAAAUCCCAUGGCUUACGGUAUCGAAUGGGCUGAGAUUAGGGAUGAUCCAACGCUUGUCCAGAGGCGGCGACAACUUGCUAUUCAGGCAGCCAGAACUUUACAACAAAGACAAAUGGUUAUAUUCAACGAAACGACCGAGGAACUCAGAAGCAAGGAUAUUGGCCGCAUUGCUAGCCAGUAUUACAUCCAGCAGUCAAGUAUAGAAAUCUUCAACAAGAGAAUGCGGCCCCAUUCAACAGAGGCAGACAUAUUGAAGAUGAUAAGCGAGAGUGGGGAGUUUGACAACAUCCAAUCUCGGGACAACGAGGCCAAAGAACUUACUAAGCUGAGGGACGAAGUGGCUCCUUGUGAUAUCGGCAGUGGAAUUGAUACUCCACAAGCAAAGACCAAUAUUUUAUUGCAAGCUUAUAUUUCUCGGACUCAACUGGAAGAUUUCACGCUUGGAAACGAUCUCAACUACGUAGCCCAACAGUCUGGUCGGAUUUGUCGUGCACUGUUCAUGAUUGCUCUGAACAGACGAUGGGGUCACCAAUGCUUGGUCUUGCUUACCCUCUCAAAGGCUAUCGAGAGACGCAUUUGGCCAUUUGAGCAUCCACUUCAUCAAUUCGACCUGCCUAAGUCAGUGCUCAAUCAACUCGACGCGAAAGAGAAUUUAAGCAUCGAGGUACUGCGUGAAAUGGAAACAGCCGAAAUUGGUAGCUUGGUGCACAAUGGGAAUGCUGGUAAGAAGAUAGCCAGUAUUAUUAGGAAUUUUCCAACUGUAUCUAUCGAUGCGGAGAUUGCUCCUUUGAAUCGGGAUGUGUUAAGGAUCAAGCUUUAUAUCACGCCAGACUUUACUUGGAAUGACCGGAUGCAUGGCACAUCGGAAUCUUUCUACAUCUGGGUUGAAAAUUCGGAAACGUCUGAAAUUUAUCACCAUGAAUUUUUCAUACUUAACCGAAGGAAGCUUUACGACGACCACGAACUCAACUUCACAAUCCCGCUAUCCGACCCUCUCCCCAACCAGAUAUACGUCAGGGCCGUGUCGGACAAGUGGCUGGGAGCAGAGACUGUCAACCCCGUCUCUUUCCAACAUCUCAUUCGUCCGGAUACGGAGAGCGUCUAUACGGACCUGCUCAAAUUGCAACCAUUGCCCAUCACCGCCCUCAAAAAUCCUGGACUGGAAGAAAUCUACGCGAAGAGGUUCCAGUUCUUCAAUCCCAUGCAGACGCAGAUAUUUCAUACGCUUUACCACACGCCAGCCAAUGUCCUCCUAGGGUCGCCUACUGGUAGUGGAAAAACUGUCGCUGCGGAGCUGGCUAUGUGGUGGGCAUUCCGAGAGCGUCCGGGUUCUAAGGUGGUUUAUAUUGCCCCUAUGAAGGCUUUGGUCCGUGAGCGAGUCAAAGACUGGGGCGCUCGACUUUCCGGGCCCCUAGGCUUGAAGCUCGUUGAGUUAACAGGAGAUAAUACGCCAGACACUAGGACUAUUAAGGAUGCCGAUAUCAUCAUUACAACACCUGAGAAGUGGGACGGUAUCUCUCGUAGCUGGCAAACUAGAGGAUAUGUUCGUCAAGUUUCUCUUGUGAUCAUUGAUGAAAUUCAUCUACUUGCCGGAGACCGAGGACCGAUUCUUGAGAUUAUCGUGUCUCGUAUGAACUACAUUGCCCAAUCUACCGAGAAAUCUGUCAGACUUCUCGGCAUGUCUACUGCCUGUGCGAACGCAACAGAUCUAGGGAACUGGCUUGGGGUUAAGGAAGGCCUAUUCAACUUUCGACAUUCCGUACGACCUGUACCAUUAGAACUAUACAUCGAUGGGUUUCCGGAAGUGAGAGGAUUCUGUCCAUUGAUGCAAUCUAUGAACCGACCAACUUUCCUAGCGGUCAAGACUCAUAGUCCCGACAAGCCUGUGAUCGUCUUCGUUCCAUCGCGAAGGCAGACUAGACUGACUGCAAAGGACUUGAUCAACUACUGUGGCAUGGAAGACAAUCCUAGGCGCUUCGUCAACAUGUCAGAAGAUGAUCUUCAGCUUAACCUCGCCAGGGUGAAGGAUGAUGCACUCAAAGAAGCGAUAAACUUCGGCAUUGGACUUCACCAUGCUGGUCUUGUUGAAUCCGAUCGACAACUAGCUGAAGAAUUAUUCCUAAAUAACAAGAUCCAGAUCCUGAUUGCGACAAGUACACUGGCCUGGGGUGUUAACCUUCCGGCUCACUUGGUGGUUGUCAAGGGUACACAGUUUUAUGACGCGAAGAUCGAAGGAUACAAGGACAUGGAUUUGACUGACGUCUUGCAAAUGUUGGGCCGAGCUGGUCGUCCACAAUUCGACAACUCUGGUGUUGCACGCAUCUUUACACAGGACGCAAAGAAAGACUUCUACAAACACUUCUUACAUACUGGCUUCCCAGUUGAAUCGUCUCUACAUACAGUCCUCGACAACCAUUUGUGUGCAGAAGUAUCGGCCGAAACGAUUCGAACUAAGCAAGAUGCUUUAGACUACUUGACCUGGACGUUUUUCUUUCGUCGACUACACAAGAACCCUUCAUACUAUGGACUCGAGAUCUCUGCUGAAGAGCACAACACAAUGGCUGCCCAGCAGCUUGCGAAUGAUUUUAUGGUUGACAUGGUAAACAAGUCCUUAGACGAACUCGCGACUUCGAAGUGUGUCGAGAUCUAUCCCAACGGGGAUGUGGACCCGACUCCCUUGGGUAAGAUCAUGAGUUACUACUACCUCUCACACAAAACAAUCCGGCAUCUCGUCAAGCACGCGAAGCCAAAAGCAAAUUUCCUAGACGUCCUAUCUUGGAUGUCUCGUGCUAUAGAAUACGACGAGCUUCCCGUCCGACACAACGAGGAUCUCAUCAACGCAGAGCUAUCGAAGAACCUCCCAUUUGAUGGCAAUGCAUUUGGCCUGCCCAUGUGGGAUCCUCACGUCAAGGCCUUCCUACUACUUCAGGCACAUAUGGCACGCAUUGACCUUCCCAUUACGGACUAUGUCGGCGACCAGACCAGCGUUUUAGAUCAGGCCAUCCGUAUCAUUCAGGCAUCCAUCGACGUCCUCACCGAACUAGGCUAUCUAUCGAGCUGCCUUGAAAUGAUCAAACUUCUCCAAUGCGUCAAAUCCGCUCGUUGGCCUCAAGACGCCCCCUUAUCUAUCCUGCCCGGGACCAAUCCCGAUUCUGACAACCUCAAAGACAACAAGAUGACGCUUCAGAAACUAAGCGCCCUUCCCCGACCACAAGUCGAGGAUUUAGCCCGCAAGCUCAACGUCCCGAGUUCACAACAGGCUCGCUUUACGCGCGCCGCCGCCAUCCUCCCAAACGUCAGCGUCAGAGUCGAGGACGUGACGGCGCAGUCCCUCGUCGUUUCUAUGAAACGCCUGAACCCCGUCGCCGAGCGUGAAGCCCGCGUCUACGCACCCAGGUACCCGAAGCCACAGAACGAGGGCUGGUUCGCCGUCGUGUGCGAUGUCGCCCGUGACGAGGUCAUCGGCAUCAAGCGCGUGUCCUGGAGCCAAAAGGGGCCUAAUCCUAACAAGUCUAACAACGCUAAGCAGAACGCGGGUAUUCAGGUUGGCUCGAGGCCGACGGCUAAGACGGUGCUUAAGUUGCCUAAGCCGGAUAGGGGUGGUGGUGCGAGGAAGGUCGACGUCUUGGUCCUGAGCGAUGCGUAUAUUGGUAUGGAGUACAGGGUCAUGGGCGUGGAGAUACCGGCGCUGCCAACGGUGGAUGAUGAUGUGGAUAAGUCUAAGUCGAAGGGGAAGCAGAAAGAGCAAGCUCAAGGGCAAGGUAGCGCGGCUUGAAUGAGUGGUUGAUAUAGACGGAAGAUAUCGAGAGAAGGAAUAGGGGCAGAGGAUAAAAUUCGAAUAUAGCUGUGGGUGAGUAAUGAGGAUAUUUCAUGAAUAAAUGGCGAAUGAAUACGAAUAGAUAUCCUGAUCCAGUUGUGAAGACGAUGUAUGUAUCGAGGCUCAUACAAAGCCUAGAACUCUAAAAGUAACCUAACAUAUAAACUUACCUAGUUAUAUCG